CUUCAUACAUCAACUCUAAAAUAGUGGUUAUGACCAGAACCAAGGAUAGAAGUCACACACAGGGCAGGAACAGAGUCCUCUGCUGUUGGCUGAAAGUACUACAGGUUACUGCAGACCAUAUCAUAUAAGUUGUGACAAUGCAACAGGCUUCCACACCAUUGACACAUAAAAUAUAUUUUAUACUCCCUGACUAUGUGGGGGAAUAGAAAGAUGGUUAAUGCCUGAAUAAUAGAUUGGGCAACUGGAUUUAGUGUGUAGACAUAAUGGUAAUUUCUAGUUUGUUUGUAAAAUAUGGUAAAUACAAAGAUAAAUUAUGUUCUGUGUUAGAGGAGUAAAUGAAACCUCAACAUCUCAGAGACAGGGCUGCUGAGAGACAGGUAGAGAGAGGGAGUAAAGCAGUGAGGCAACAUGUUCCCACAGGGUUAUUCUGUAAGAACAGGUUCUCUGACAGUUUCCAAAGGUUACAUGAAAUCAUUUGAAAGAUAAAGCAAAGGGAAAGUAUGAAUACAUAAUUCUCACACAAUUGAUGAUGCCAUUAGCUUUGCUUUCACAUUACUGCCAAGAAAUUAGUUUUUCCCUGCUGGUGGCUAUAAUAAAUUGUCACUUGUUCACUACCAACUCGUGCAGGGUAAUCAACCAUUAUUUCUUGUGUACUACUUGAAAAAAUAGUCAGUGCAUUAUGUGACCUAUGAAUGUAAAAACUGGCGUUAUGUAGGGACUACUCUGGAAAGCCCCUCCCCACUCCUUCCCGUUUCAAACAGUAGGAAUUUUCAUGGCACCACUUUUGUGACGUCAACUGGCAUUUCAACAGAAUCAACAGUUUAGAAUAACUUUAUAUUGUUUUUUGCCAUUUCACUUGUCUUGUUUCUUAAAAUGUUGAAUUACAAAUGGCUAACGUCACCAAGUCAGUGGCUAGCUUAAUGUGCGAGCGUGAGACUGUGUUUUGUAUUCUGUUUGUAGCACUGCAAUUCACAAAUUUGUUAAUAUAGGAAGACUGCAUGUGUUUGGAGUUUCAACUUUCAGCUGGCUAACGUGGGUGCACAGGCGUUUCUACUAGCUAAUGUUACAUGUACCGGUUAGCUAUUUAGCAAGGUACACAAACACAUAAAUUUAUUUUUGUUUAUUUCAUAUGACCUACACCUAGGCUGUAACACUUCUGAGGGUUUAUCAGCAUUGCCAGCCAGCUAUAUUUCAACUCGUUCAUUUGUAUGAUGCACCUUCAAUGGGCAGCAGUAGGAUAAAAAUUGGGAAGACGACGUCCGGGGCGUGUAGUUAACUUGUAGCAUUAGCUAUGUUUUUUUUAGUUGGUAGUAAAGUUAAGGUCACACGUUUUGCUAGAAUAAGGUUGAGCUAGAUUAAGUUUAUUUUACUACAGGUGUUGUUAGUGCUAAACCUUGCUCUGUUUCUGCUGUCUGACAACCCGGUAUUUUUGGGAGGUGUGUCUGAAUAGAAACAUAAUUUGUAAAGUGUGAUUUUAUGUGCUUAACUAGCAAGCUGAAAACAAGCCUGCCAAUAUCAAUCACUCUAAAUAAAGUAUGGAUAUAGUACAGUAAGAUGACAUGCAGUGAAACAGGACUAAUAACCUGUAAAUGAAAGUAUUAACCUCUAGUACGAAACAGCAGUAGAAUUAAACCCUUCUAUCCAGGUGUUUGGCAGCUAACAGUCAGUGGUGGAUACAUUGCUUAGCAUUGCCCGUUUUGCUUCUAUACUGUGCUAUUGGGCUGGUUUAACCACAGUUAAAGCCACCUUUUGGUCUAGUGAAAUUGUUGUUAAAAGCAGAGACGCUUAUAUUUUAUUCUACCAGCAAGUUGUUACAUUGGACAUUUAGAAAAUUAUCCUGAAAGUUUCAGCUUCAACUGAGAAACUCCCUUGAAAAUGUACACUAUAUGCACUAUAUCUACAGAAAAAAAUGGAUGGCUGUGUAGACAUACUGAAGUGAAUUCAAAAGACAAAUGUAUUUCACACCAUAUGAGGUUAGGGUUAGAGUUGUAGAGCUUAUGCUGUCCAGUGCCAGACACAGGUUGUGGCAAUAAAAAGGACAAAAAGGUGUGAACAUUUGUCAUAAAUCUGGAGAAAUAUUGGAGAAAUAUGGGAGAAAUUGUGAAUUCCCGGGAGGAAACUAGGAAAGGGCAAAACGGAAAACGUGAACUAAUUGUAAAUGCCUCAUAAGCAUAAUUGAAUGGCUCUUCAAAAUUUGGGUGAAUAUGUCAUCAAAGGUUUGGAAGAAUUGAUCAAUUUAGUUUUUACUUGCCAUGAAUCUCAAAAGAAUUUACAGUAGACUGGCUUAAUCCUGCUGCCUGGAGUUGCAACAGCUUAGGUUGUUGUUAUUAUUAUGUUAUUGCUGUCUCUUCUACAUUCGCCCCUUCUGUACUGCUCUUUGGUUUGGCUGUCACAUGAGAUUGUACAAUAACAUCAGUUUCAUUCUGCUGGUCAAUAUGUUCAGUUUGUUUGUUUAAAUGUUUCCUAAAACCUGAAAAGUACCAAACGCAUAGCCACAUCCAGUCUGAGCACAUUUAAGGCAAAGAUUUCUUUCAAGCCAAGUAACCAUGAACUAAUCGUUAAGGCCUAAUGAGCAUAUUACAAUAUUACAUUACAAGAAAUUUCAAGCACUAACAAAGCAACAUUGCCCUUGCUUCAGCACCUCUCUAGAAGCUUGCCUGAUACACCCUCUCCAAACAUCAGAACUAAAUCCUGUUCAACAUAGGCUGGGGAUUGGUGGGUGACAAUUUCAGGAUUUCACAGCUGAACAAAGUUUAUAGGUGUGUUGCUUGUUUGAGAAUCACUAGACAACCCCUAUGCUGUCUAAAAAAUAAUGACAAAUAUUCACCAAGCCCGUGAGUUCUUUGAAACGUGGAAAUAUUUCUUGACUGCUGGGGGUCACAGGCUCUGUUGUGGCGAUCGACAAAUCACGUUUUUUAUUUUUAUUUUAUUAAAGUACAUAAAAACAGUAUGGUCCGGCAUUGGAUUAUUUUAACUUCAUCUGAAAACAAGAGUGACAGCACAUGGGCUUAAACCAUUUCCAAAUUACCAAUUCUUCUCUGCCAAAGUCAGCUGCUGGUAUGUUCUUUUCUGUUUUCAUCCACCAAGGACUUCGGUUCGAUUGUGUGCUCCUGCUUCACCAAGUUGGUAAGAAUGGUGUUACGGCUUCCGAGGGCAGCCGUCUGUGUGUCACUGUUGCUGCUGUGUUUCCCCCUACAGGUGGUAGGUACACUGUGAGGCGGGGGAUUGGCUGGCAUUUAUGAGUUGGUACCCUGAAGCGUACCGACAGAGAUUUCAGGAGCAUAAAAGAGAGCAGGGCCAGACGUAUGUUGAGUUCGCUAGAGAAAAGGGCGUAUUGUUUGACAAAUGGACUGCUGCCAGUCAGGUAACUGAUGUUAGUUCACUCAGGGAGCUAAUGCUUCUGGAGGACUUUAAGAAGUGUCUCCCUGACAGUGUGGUGAUGUACCUGAAUGAGCAAAAGGUGCAGACACUGGCAGCAGCCGCUACCUUAGCUGAUAAGUAUGUGCUUACGCAUAAGACUGUUUUCUCCACAGUAGCAGGUGGUAAACCUCACAGUAUCCGCCACACUCCACCCUCACCGCCGCUUAGCCCACCCAAAGCAACACAAGCUAAGAAAGAUGAUCGUAAGUGUUACUACUGCCAUCAGAGCGGACAUGUAAUUGCUAACUGCUACACAUUGAAACGUAAGGAGCAAUCUCCUAGAGUUUCCCAGCCUAAGGGUGUCGGUUUGAUCAAAGCAGAGUCCCACACGCUUAGUCAUAGAGAUGAGUGUACAGAUGUAGAUGCCUGCUUUAAGCCCUUUGUUUUCGAUGCGUGCCUAGUUAAAGUGUUACGAGGCACUGCUUGUUCUCAGUCAGUGAUUUUAGCCUCAGCCUUGCCUUUCACUGAUCAGACAACGUGUGGUUUUGGUUCCGUAUUACGUGGCAUCGAAAUGGGAUAUGUUCCCCAGCCGGUGCACCAGAUACAUGUACAGUCCGACUUAAUUACUGGUUUCUUCCCAGUAGCAGUGUGUCCUGAGCUACCUGUCCAGGGUGUAGUACUCCUGAUGGGUAAUGACAUUGCUGGAGGCAAGGUUACCCCUAGACUAGAGGUCCUGGACUCGCCGCCGGGUAAUGUAACUCUCUCUGAUAAUACUGAUUUGGUUAAAGUGUUCCCCGCCUGUGUGAUCACCCGUGCAGAAGCUCGUAUGAGUAGGAACGAAAGCCUUGACAUUAACUUAUGUGACAGUGUGCUCAUGCCAGCUUUCACAGGUGUACCUGACCUGAAAGAGGUGGAGGAGAAGCCUGACAGGGGACCUCAGUCUGAGGAGGCUGAGGCAAAGAAGCCCCUAGGUUCUGAUUGUCUGCCGGUCACCCGUGAGUGCCUUGUUGCUGAGCAGAGAGCUGACCCAACACUACAACCGUGUUUCGCAAAAGUGGUGGUACACUGUGAGGCGGGGGAUUGGCUGGUCUUCGGGGAAGUCUGGCUGAUCCUGCCUCCCACAUCCGACGAUCCUGAUUGGAGCAGCGCACCAACCCUCCUCCAAUUGCUGAGCUGCCUGCAGGACCGCCUUCGCGCCUUCUCCGUCAAAUAGGCUGGUCUGCUGCUGGAUUGAGGCAGCUACCAUUUGCCAUGUAGUUUGCCCCGACGCUGGUCCUGACAUUGAACGCUGUGUGUGCGUGUCCUUGUUUGUUAGAUCUGUGUGUUAUUGAGAGUUGGUAACUCACCCGGGUUGAUCUCAGUAUUGGUCUGCAGAAUUGGGCUAGGAGAAGCUCAUCACUGAUUACUUACACCUGUUAGAAAUUACUUGUUUUAGAUACACUAGGUUUAGGGGUGCUGCGCUCCCUGUGUUUUGGUUUUUGAACGACGGCUAGAGAGGUUUUUGUUUAUUCUUUUGUAAGUAGUUUAGU
This is a messenger RNA of Micropterus dolomieu (smallmouth bass), 4889 nucleotides long. RefSeq lists its product as uncharacterized. Bases 3239 to 4573 code for a protein of 444 amino acids. The record is from RefSeq and is a predicted model, not a curated record. Gene Ontology annotation, molecular function: nucleic acid binding; zinc ion binding. The transcript is spliced from 2 exons. Lineage: Eukaryota; Metazoa; Chordata; Actinopteri; Centrarchiformes; Centrarchidae.